AUGAGCGCAGGAUUAUUAUUUAGAAAUGCAGUAGCUAAUGGUAAACCACUUCAAGUGGUAGGUGCCAUCAAUGCCUACUCUGCCAUCUUGGCUGAAAAGACUGGUUAUCAAGCUUUGUAUCUCUCUGGUGGAGGUGUUGCUGCUGCUAGUUAUGGUCUACCUGAUUUAGGUAUCACUACAAUCAAUGAUGUAGUUGAAGAUAUUAGAAGAAUUACAAGAGUAACCAAGUUACCAUUGCUUGUGGAUGCUGAUACUGGUUUUGGUAGUUCAUUCAAUAUUGCUCGUACUGUUGAAGAGUUUGAAAGAGCUGGUGCUGCUGGUUGUCACAUUGAAGAUCAAGUUCAAGCUAAAAGAUGUGGUCAUCGUCCAGGCAAGAAAAUUGUAAGUUUGGAAGAAAUGGUAGAUAGAAUCAAGACAGCAGUUAGUGCACGUAAAGAUCCAAACUUUGUUAUUAUGGCACGUACCGAUGCACUUGCCAACGAAGGUUUGGAAAAGGCUAUUGAAAGAUCAAAGGCCUAUAUCGAAGCUGGUGCCGAUAUGUUAUUCCCAGAAGCUUUAACUGAAUUAUCACAAUAUGCUGCUUUUAAAAAGGCAUUACCAAAUGUACCAAUUUUAGCAAAUAUAACAGAAUUUGGAAAGACUGAAUUAUUUGGAGCAGAGGAAUUGUACAAUCAUGGAGUAUCUUUGGUUUUAUAUCCACUCAGUGCAUUCCGUGCUGCCAGUGCUGCUACACUCCAAGUGUAUGAAUCCAUUAAAAAGGAUGGUACACAAAAGAAUGUUGUUCCCAUUAUGCAGUCUAGAGAAGACCUCUACAAAUUCUUAGACUAUCAUAAAUUUGAACAAAAAUUGGAUCGUUUGUUUGGUGAUGGAAAGGAAUAA
This is a messenger RNA of Cavenderia fasciculata, 879 nucleotides long. RefSeq lists its product as uncharacterized. The coding region runs from base 1 to 879 and encodes 292 amino acids. The transcript has 4 exons. The record is from RefSeq and is a predicted model, not a curated record. Lineage: Eukaryota; Evosea; Eumycetozoa; Acytosteliales; Cavenderiaceae. Gene Ontology annotation, molecular function: methylisocitrate lyase activity.